Chinchilla lanigera (long-tailed chinchilla) is the source of this 2911-nucleotide messenger RNA. RefSeq names its product solute carrier family 39 (zinc transporter), member 12 (gene Slc39a12). The transcript has 13 exons. Gene Ontology annotation, biological process: intracellular zinc ion homeostasis; zinc ion import across plasma membrane. The record is from RefSeq and is a predicted model, not a curated record. NCBI's taxonomy places the organism in Eukaryota, Metazoa, Chordata, Mammalia, Rodentia, Chinchillidae. Gene Ontology annotation, molecular function: zinc ion transmembrane transporter activity. Gene Ontology annotation, cellular component: membrane. The coding region runs from base 400 to 2472 and encodes 690 amino acids.
AGGCAAGAGGCUGUGGACGAUUCUUUUAAAAAUUAGUGAAACAUUGAUAUAAAGGGACAAAUUCAUUAACCGCAUUAAUUUAAUUAUCCUGAAAAUCUGUAAGAUAGAAAGUCCCUACUUUUAUCCACCUUCAUUGUUACCUUCCAAGCAGCUCUCCAUAGCAACUGAAAACGUCUCUGGGUUGAAAUAAUCCCCUCCGGUUCCCAGCGCACAGUCAAGGAAUUUUAAAAACAGGACUUUGAAGCCCCGAAACACUCUCCGAGAUUUCAAAAGCUGCAGCGCUCCAGAUAAAAAAUCAUUUAUCUUUCUUAAGAAAUUCCUCUCCUUACAGGUUUAUCCCAUUAACAGCCACCCACUCAUCCCUGUCCAAUACAGACUCAGGGUAAAGGAAGAGUGGAAAUGUGCCUCUGGACAAAGCUGUCAGUGCAUGGGGUGCCUUUGCUCCUUCUACUCAGCCUUGUCUCCUGCAAGGAGACAGACACACCUUCAGUCCAGGACAGCACCAUCCCCGGGAGUCCAGGCCAACUGGCAGAAAUACUACGAGUUCUCACUGCUGGUCAUCACCCACCCCUCAACCACUCCAGGAGCCUCAUCAGAGCAUUGUUGGAGAAGACCGGGUGCCCACGAGCACGUGGAACGCGAGGAGACUGUCACCUGUGUUUUGAACCAGAUGCACUGUUACUAAUAGCUGGGGGAGAUUUUGAAGAGCAGCUUCAAGAGGAGGUCAUCCAGAGAGUUUCUCUUCUCCUGCUCUACUACAUUAUUCAUCAGGAAGAAAUCUGUUCUUCAAAGCUCAACUUGAGUAAUAAAGAAUAUAAAUUUUACCUACACAGCCUCUUGAGCCUCCGGCAGGAUGAGGACUCCUACUUCCUUUCACAGAAUGAGACAGAAGAUAUCUUGGCUUUCACCAGGCAAUACUUUGACACUUCCAGGAGCCAGUGUAUGGAGACUAAAGUGCUGCAGAAGAAAUCUGGAAUCCUGAGCAGUGACGGUGCUGACGAAAAUACCCUUCCUCAGCUAGCAGCGAGCAUAAUUGCUCUGUCCCUCCAAGGUGUUUGUUUGGGACGAAGAAAUUUGCCUUCCCCAGACUAUUUUACUGAAUAUAUUUUCCGCUUCUUGAAUAGUACAAAUACGCUCCACCUAUCAGAACUGGACCAACUCCUCAAUAUUCUUUGGACCAAAAGCACCUGUAAGAAAAAAGCUGAAAACCAUCAACCUCAGAGGAAACAAGGCAACAUAAGGGUCCAUGAUUGGGAUUACCAUAACCUUUCUGUGUCUAUGGACAAAGAGUCAGAUGAUAGUCCAGUGUCCUGGGAUCAGACCUGCUUCUCCGCUAGGCAAUUGGGGGAGAUAUUUUUACAGAACAGCCUUUCGCCCAUUUCUAAGGAGGACUUCAGGCGCAUGAGUCCAGGGAUCAUCCAACAGCUUCUCAGCUGCUCUUGCCAGCUGCCCAGGGACCAACAAGCAAUGCUUCUACCUACCACACUAGAAAAAUAUGGCUACAGCACAGGAGCUGUGAUGCUUCUCACACUGGGCUCUAUGCUCGGGACUGCACUGGUCCUUUUCCACGGCUGUGAGGAGAACUACAGUCUCAUUCUGCAGCUCUUUGUGGGUUUGGCUGUCGGGACGCUCUCAGGAGAUGCACUGCUCCACCUUAUCCCUCAGGUUCUUGGUUUACAUAGGCAGGAAGCACCGGAGUUUGGACAUUUCCAUGAAAGUAAAGGUCAUAUUUGGAAACUGUUGGGAUUAAUUGGAGGCAUUCAUGGGUUUUUUUUGAUAGAAAAAUGUUUUAUUCUUCUUGUGUCACCAAAUGCCAAGCAGGGCCUGUCACUGGUUAAUGGGCACGUGGGGCAUUCCCACCCUCUCACCCUCCACUCUGAGUUAGGUGACCAAUCAGACAGAGGCAAGUCGGCUUCCACUAUCCAGUUGAAAGGCCCGGAUGAUUCACAGGCAGCUGAAAUUUCUACAGCCAGCAUAACAACCUCCAACAGAAAACGCAAAACCAUUAGCUUAUUAGCAGUAAUGAUACUGGUUGGGGACAGCCUGCAUAAUUUUGCAGAUGGCCUAGUGUUAGGAGCAGCCUUCUCCUCUUCAUCUGAGUCAGGAGUGACCACAACCAUUGCUAUCUUGUGUCAUGAAAUUCCACAUGAAAUGGGAGACUUUGCGGUACUGUUAAGCUCUGGACUUUCUGUGAAGACUGCCAUCCUGAUGAAUUUUAUAAGUGCUCUGACUGCCUUUGUAGGCCUGUACGUUGGCCUGUCAGUGUCUGCUGACCCGUGUGUCCAGGACUGGAUCUUAACCGUCACUGCGGGCAUGUUCUUAUACUUAUCCUUGGUGGAAAUGCUUCCUGAAAUGACUCAUGUUCAAACACAACGACCCUGGAUGAUGUUUCUUCUGCAGAACACUGGAUUGAUCCUAGGUUGGCUUUCUCUCUUACUCUUGGCUAUAUAUGAACAAAAUAUUAAAAUAUAAAUUAAGAUGCUCAGAAUCCUUCAAAAGUGAAUCUGUAUGACCUUAUUUAAUUUCCUCCAUUGUACUCUACAAUGAUUAGUAAACAGUAUUUUUAUCGUAGGUGAAGACUGUGUCUUUUAGUUCAUUAACUUAGUAAUUUUAUAAUGCACUUUUGUUUGGGGGUAUGUAUAAAGGUCAGACUGUACUGUGUGGAAAUAUUGUUUGUUUCCAAUACUGUGAUGGAACUUCUGCUAUGCUUUUGUCUUUUUUUAGUAUCAUAAAAAACUUUAAAAAAUUGUUUCUCUAAGAAAGAAUGUAGUAUUUGAAGUAGAAAGAUGUCUGUGGGGAUAAAAUCAGGUGCAACUGCUUUGAUGUCUAAUUAAUGCUUUUUUCUGUGAAAUUAUAAACCCUUAGCAAACUAAAUUAUAAACAAAUGCAAUAAAGUCUAGUUUUAAUGUGG